Lottia gigantea (owl limpet) is the source of this 934-nucleotide messenger RNA. RefSeq lists its product as hypothetical. Lineage: Eukaryota; Metazoa; Mollusca; Gastropoda; Lottiidae. Gene Ontology annotation, molecular function: metallopeptidase activity. The transcript is spliced from 7 exons. The coding region runs from base 7 to 912 and encodes 301 amino acids. The record is from RefSeq and is a predicted model, not a curated record.
CUAGACAUGGGUACCAUUACAAUCGUCAGCUUUGCUUUAUUUUUUGUGAGUUGUAUAGCCUUGGAACCCCCAUCAGAAGAUGAUUUGGCUGGUAUACAGGUACCACCACUCCAAAACGAGCCGAAAUUUUACACCAGAGCAUCUUUUAAGCAUAAAUAUGUGAAUAACGCUGGGGUAAUACGUGAUACCAAAUCAACAGGAUACUGGGUGACUAUAUCAGCUACUACCAACUGUCAGGCUACAGCACUAGAAAAGGCAGCUUUGAUUGUAAGCAGAAUGGUAAAACAUAUGCCAGCAGAUGUGUUUAAUGGUUUGUCCAAGUCUCAUGGUGUUGGUAUUUUCUCUGCUAAGGAAGGACUGACCGUUUACCCUGAAUUUUCAAAUCUUAGAGAUACAGCCGAUUGUCAUCAUAAAUGCAGCGGAAGUUGUGCUCAUACUUGUACGUUUGAUGGUAGAAAAUACGAGACACUGGGCGGUCUGACAUCUUCUAUAUCCUGCGUGGUGGACGAUAAUGUUAUAUGUGAUUCGGCUGAUAAAAACCACCAUCAUCAAAAUACACUGGUUCAUGAAUUUGGCCACCUUGUUAUGCAUUAUAUGCCUUCUCAUCUACGAUCACAGAUUGUAGCAGCCUACAACCAUGCUAAACAAAGUAACCUGUGGAACAACCAUCAAUACGCUAUGGCGACUAAUGGAGAAUAUUGGGCUGAGGCAACUGCUGCAUUCUUUAUGUCUACUGUUAGGACUGAUGUUACCGGUGGAAUGAACUUAUGUGGAGGUCAUCAUGCAUGUUCUAGUGAUCUGCUGUCUCGACAUUAUCUAGGUAAACAUGAUCCUACCCUAUAUAAAAUACUGGAGUAUGUUUACACUGAUAACAAACCAGAUAUACCUGGUGAUCUUAAACCUUGUGUUUAAUAGAAAAUAAUACAUCUAUGUC